This is a messenger RNA of Musca vetustissima, 2998 nucleotides long. It is a transcript of the gene botv, whose product is annotated as exostosin-3. Gene Ontology annotation, molecular function: glycosyltransferase activity. The transcript is spliced from 5 exons. Bases 1 to 2988 code for a protein of 995 amino acids. NCBI's taxonomy places the organism in Eukaryota, Metazoa, Arthropoda, Insecta, Diptera, Muscidae. Gene Ontology annotation, cellular component: membrane. The record is from RefSeq and is a predicted model, not a curated record.
AUGAGCACGAACAAUACGGGACAUCAGCAGGCUCAUUUAUCAUCAUCUUCGUCCAAUAUCAGCACUUAUCACCUAUUAGAAGUAGACACUGGCGAAAAACCAACAAUGGUAUCACCACCAUCAUCAACAUCGGCAACAACAAUUUCCCUCGGUGGAUUUAUUUCCGUUGUCUGUGGCAGUAUUAAUUCUUGGUUUCGACAUUAUCGGAUCUACAAAAGUAUAUUGUUGAUACUUUUGUUGUUGGUUCUAUUGCCCUUAUUUGCUCACCGGAAUCUACUAAAUCCCGAUAGUGAUGUUCCCCAAUUGGAUUUGCAUAGGCAAAGACCUCUGCUGGAUGCCUAUGAAGAUUUCAGCUCCAUGCGAGCCAGUGAUUUGAAAAUGAGAAUUGAGGAGCUGCUCCGAAUAAAGAGCACCGUUUCCAUUGAAUUGCGCGAGCUGGAAGCACGUCGUCAAAAGCUUCAAUCCGACAUUGGACAGUGCAAUCAAAAAAUCGAAGAACUCAAACAAGAUUUGAUGCGUGAACAAACCGAACUGGAGAGACUUAAAAUAUCGGUUGAACAAGCUCAGGUGGCACAAAAAGAAGCAGUGCAGCGAAAUACACCAGACCUGGCACUACCACGUACCUUGUAUCCAAAUGCCUUACCUCGCAACAUGCCUGCCACCUCAUUACAAACGAUGGUCACAUGUGAAAUGCACAAUUGUUUCGAUCACUCACGCUGUAGUUUGACCUCGGGGUUUCCCGUUUAUCUCUAUGACCCAGAUACAUAUAAUGUCUUAAAGCCCGGCUAUGAAAUCGAUGGUUUCCUACGGACAACCAUUAAACAAACAUUGGGGUACAACGCUCAUAUUGUCAGAGAUCCCAAACAAGCUUGCAUAUAUUUGGUAUUAAUUGGUGAAGCUUUGUAUGAAAGCGAAUCGGUGAAGAAUAAUCGUUAUGCAGCCCAUGAGGAAGAAGAAAAAGAGAAAAGUGGUUCAGUGUAUGGAGUACAAGACAAAUACAACGCCAUCGAUAUGAAUAAAAUCUACAAACUACCAUAUUGGGGUGGUGAUGGACGCAAUCAUGUACUCCUAAAUCUUGCCCGAAGAAAUCUCAAUUCCAAAUCCACCAAUGCUUUACUCAAUCAGAAUACAAUGCGUGCCAUUGUAGUACAAUCAUCAUUCGAAGCGGCACAAUUCCGACAAAACUAUGACUUGAUAGUACCACCCAUAUUGGGUCCUCCGGGCGGUGACGUUUGGCAAGAAUGUGCCGCAAUGGUGCCAGCAAGACGUGCUUACCUUCUGUCAUUCCAAGGUGAAUUGCGACCAUUAAAUCAGCCCUUACAAUCACCUCAUCCUUUGGAUGAUUUCAUAUUGGACCAUCUGACCGAAAUGGCGAAAGGUCCCACACUGGACAAGUUCCUUCUGCAAUUCAAAUGUGUUCCGGCAACGGAACAACAAGAUGAUAAUGCUGUUGUCGACUGGGCAUUGUGCGGCACCGAUUCAUCGCGUAAACAAAUUUUAAAAGAAUCCACUUUCGCUUUAAUUCUACCACCCCUGGAGAGACGGGUUAGUUCAACAUUGAUGUUGGCACGUCUUUAUGAAGCUUUACGUUCUGGUGCGAUACCGGUAAUACUGGGAGCCGAUGAGGUACGUCUACCUUACAGUGAAACAAUUGAUUGGCGUCGAGUAGCAUUACUGUUGCCAAAAGCCCGUAUUACAGAAUUGCACUUCCUAUUGAGGGCAAUCCAGGACGGUGAUCUCUUGCUGAUGCGACGUCAAGGUCGUUUAGUUUGGGAACGUUAUUUAAGUUCCGUGCAGUCCACAGUGGAUACGGUUAUAGCAAGUUUACGUGAUCGUUUGGGUAUACCACCCAGGCCAGUUCCACCAGUUAUAGCCCAAAGUGUUUUCAACAAUACAUUUAUUCCCCUGAAAUCGGAUCCACCCGUUGGUAUGGAUACAGAACCUGAAGAAUCAUUGGGACCUAUGGAACCGCCAUAUCCAAGUCCUGCAUUCAAGCGUAAUUACACCAUUUUGAGGAUGCAAUCAAGGGAAGCCUGGAAUGAUUGGGUUGAUCCAUUUUAUAUGUAUCCUCAAUUGCCUUUUGACCCAGUACUGCCUUCAGAAGCAAAAUUUAUGGGCUCUCACAUGGGUUUCCGUCCAAUUGGCAAGGGCAGCGGUGGUGCUGGUAAAGAGUUCAGUGAAGCCUUAGGUGGCAAUUAUCCCAGGGAACAGUUUACAAUUGUCAUACUAACAUAUGAACGAGAACAAGUACUGAUGGACUCGUUGGGACGACUCUAUGGCUUGCCAUAUUUGCACAAAGUAGUAGUUGUGUGGAAUUCACCUAAACCACCAUUAGAUGAUCUACGUUGGCCGGACAUAGGCGUACCUGUAGCAGUUGUUAGAGCACCACGAAACUCGCUCAACAAUCGCUUCCUCCCUUAUGAUGUUAUCGAAACGGAAGCUGUUCUAUCUGUCGAUGAUGAUGCUCAUUUACGACAUGACGAAAUACUUUUCGGUUUUCGUGUGUGGCGAGAACAUCGCGACCGUGUUGUUGGUUUCCCUGGACGGUUUCAUGCAUGGGAUUUAAAUGAUAAUCAUCAUUGGAAUUACAACUCCAAUUACAGUUGUGAACUGAGUAUGGUGUUGACGGGUGCUGCCUUCAUCCAUAAAUACUAUAUGUACUUGUACACAUAUCAAUUGCCACAGGCAAUACGUGAUAAAGUGGACGAGUAUAUGAAUUGUGAAGAUAUUGCUAUGAAUUUCCUUGUGUCGCAUAUAACACGAAAACCGCCAGUGAAAGUAACAUCUCGUUGGACCUUCCGGUGUCCCGGAUGUCCAGUAUCUUUAAGUGAAGAUGAUACUCAUUUCCAGGAGAGGCAUAAGUGUAUAAAUUUCUUUUCACAAGUCUUCGGCUAUACACCACUUUUAAAUACACAAUAUCGAGCAGAUUCGAUAUUAUUUAAGACCCGUAUACCACACGACAAACAAAAAUGCUUUAAGUAUAUUUAAAUUAUAUACG